This is a messenger RNA of Paecilomyces variotii, 1946 nucleotides long. Its product is annotated as cytochrome P450. The coding region runs from base 185 to 1801 and encodes 538 amino acids. The transcript is spliced from 5 exons. Gene Ontology annotation, molecular function: monooxygenase activity; oxidoreductase activity, acting on paired donors, with incorporation or reduction of molecular oxygen; iron ion binding. NCBI's taxonomy places the organism in Eukaryota, Fungi, Ascomycota, Eurotiomycetes, Eurotiales, Thermoascaceae. The record is from RefSeq and is a predicted model, not a curated record.
CUAAUACUAUAUAACUGAGCAGUGUAAUCCAAAGCAGUCAUAGCCUCGGAAAAAUAUAAGCUCUCUUUGAAUGAGAAGUUCAAGGCUAGAUAUAUAGCCGUUGCGGUCAUUCAAGCACUGGAGAAGAAUACCUGAUUCAUGAAAGAGUCUUUCGCAGAGACAGCCACGUAAAGAGAAAGAGAAAAUGGCUCUAAAACUGCUCGUCGUCCCUCUAUCACUCUUACUCAUCGUUUUCCUCAUCCGUGUCCUUCGAAUAGGUCGUCGACCAAAAGAUAUCCCUCCAGGUCCACCUACAUUGCCCAUCAUAGGAAAUAUUCAUCAGAUGCCCACUCGUGAUCUCCACAAACAGCUCUACAAAUGGGCUCAAGAAUACGGCCCCGUAUACAGUUUGAUACUAGGAACCCAGACAUUGAUCGUCUUGACGAGCGAUCAAGCGGUGAAAGACCUCCUGGAUAAGAGAAGUGCUAUAUACAGUGACAGAAUGGACAUGUAUAUCGGUAUGAAAUUGUGUUCUGGAGAUUUGAGACUGCUUAUGAUGAGAUAUGGCCCUAGAUGGCGAAUGGUACGAAAACUAGCACACAGCCUAUUGAACAUCAAUGUCGCCCGAUCCUACGUCCCGUACCAAAUGCUAGAAAACAAACAAAUGCUCUUCAAACUUCUUACCCAGCCAAAGGACUUCCUACACCAUGUCCGUCGGUACUCGAAUUCUCUUACUACGUCUAUGGUCUUCGGUUGGCGAGCCCCCACAUACAACAACCCGGACGUCCAGCAACUCUUCGACGGCUUCGAAGAAUUCGCAGUCGUAAGCCAAACCGGCACCGCAAGUGUCCUCGACUCCUACCCCUCGCUACGCAUCCUCCCCGAUUGGCUCCUCCCGAUGCGGAAAUACGCCAAGGAGCUACACGUGCGUGAAAAGGAACUCUACCUGCGGCAUUGGCUGAAUUGCAAAAAGGCCAUCGUGGAAGGGACCGCCAGACCAUGCUUCUGUGCAACUAUGGCGUCGAUGCAGAAAGUCGAAGGGUUCAGUGAUGAACUGGCGGCAUAUAUCUCGGGCACGUUCCUUGAAGCGGGCUCGGACACGACUUCGAGUACGCUUUACGGGUUCGUGCUAGCUAUGGUGCUGUUUCCGGAAGUGCAGAAGCAGGCGCAGGAAGAAAUUGAUUCCGUUGUGGGUGAUUCGAGACUUCCAACCAUGGAGGAUGAGCCUAAGAUGCAGUAUAUUCGCGGGUGUGUAAAAGAAUCGCUUAGAUGGAUGCCGGUAACCCCCCUCGGAGCUGUUCCUCAUGCGGUAACGCAGGAUGAUUACUAUAUGGGGUACCGUAUCCCUGCUGGUGCAGGGGUAAUCAAUAAUGUCUGGGGAAUCCAUCGGGAUGAGCGUCGCUAUCCUGAUCCUCGUCGCUUUGAUCCCGAUCGUUUCAAAGAUGACUAUCAAACGGCCUAUGAUGCCGCCGUUAACUCUGACGUUUCGCAGCGGGAUCAUUUCACGUUUGGGGCCGGGCGUCGCAUCUGUGCCGGGACGCAUGUUGCAGAACGGAGUCUCUUUUUGGGCAUAUCGCGCAUGCUGUGGGCAUUCGAUAUCAAGCCCGAGAUCGAUGAACAAGGGAAUUUUAUACUGCCUGAUCAGGAUAGAAUGACACAGGGAUUCGUUGCUAUGCCGGAAGAAUACCAAUGCCGGAUCAUUCCAAGAAGUGAAAAGCAAGCACUGCUUGUACAGAAGGAGUGGGAAGAUAUACAGGAGCUGUUGGAUCCGACCACAAAGCAAUGGAAAGCUAUACCAGAAGGGAUGGGGAGGAAGGUGUGAUAGCAAAGAAUUUCAAUAAUUGGGCACGACAAUUGACCUCUCCUCGUUCCUAAGCAUGCGUCAAUGAAAGCUGUUUACGGUGUCCAUCCCACAAUACAGGUAGAUCAACGUGGAAUAAGACAAAGUCCUCUAUGUUUACUUUAUG